This is a messenger RNA of Ochotona curzoniae (black-lipped pika), 453 nucleotides long. RefSeq lists its product as uncharacterized. The transcript has 2 exons. Bases 17 to 352 code for a protein of 111 amino acids. The record is from RefSeq and is a predicted model, not a curated record. Lineage: Eukaryota; Metazoa; Chordata; Mammalia; Lagomorpha; Ochotonidae.
CCUGGAUACCUUCAACAUGGGUAAAGCAGUAAAGAAGAUAGAUGUUCCUGAUAUAGAUAUGGAACAGCCAGCAUCAAGCUCAAAAAACAAAAGGAAAACUCCAUGUCAGUCCAAAUCCAAAGGUUCUAAGAAGGUUCCAAAAACCACAACAAAGGGGAGAACAAUUCAGGGAAGUGCAAGCAAGAAAGUUUCAGAGAAAACCGCCACGUCUGUGAAAAAGACUAAGAAAGCCAAAGGAACUAUUCUAUUUGGCCACUAUCAUCGGCUGAAUGAGAAACUCAGUAAAAGUGAGACUAAAGAAGAAAAGAAGGCGGAUAACUCUACAAAUUCAAGUGAUGGCCAGGAUAACUGAGUUGAAAAAUAUUUGCUAAUGUUACAUGGCCAGUCAUGUAAACAUUGGAUUUUCCACCAAUACGAUGGUGAUAUAAAUAAAAAGAAAUCCAAUGUGAAAGA